Messenger RNA from Chelmon rostratus (copperband butterflyfish), 1433 nucleotides. RefSeq names its product guanylate kinase 1b (gene guk1b). Gene Ontology annotation, molecular function: GMP kinase activity. Gene Ontology annotation, cellular component: cytosol. The coding region runs from base 115 to 834 and encodes 239 amino acids. The record is from RefSeq and is a predicted model, not a curated record. The transcript is spliced from 9 exons. Gene Ontology annotation, biological process: purine nucleotide metabolic process. Lineage: Eukaryota; Metazoa; Chordata; Actinopteri; Chaetodontiformes; Chaetodontidae.
CCACACACAAACACACACACAUUGUGCAGAGUUAAGUCAGGAGCCUGGCUGAAGAAUCAUCUGCUCUGAACGUCUCUACGACACAGACUGUGCAGGCAGUGUGAGAGAAGAACAAUGUCAGGACCGAGGCCCGUGGUGCUGAGCGGCCCCUCCGGAGCAGGGAAGAGCACCCUGCUGAAGAGGCUGAUGAAGGAACACGAGGGCGUCUUCGGAUUCAGCGUGUCUCACACAACAAGAAACCCUCGACCAGGAGAGGAAGAUGGCAAAGGGCUGAACAAGCUCCCCAUGCUUCUGGGGGCUACUUUACUGCCCGUAGCAGACGUCUUAUCCUCUGAAGACUUAGAAAUGUCAACCUCAUUUUCGUGUCCAAACGAAUCAGAAACCGCAGAUAAAGAUUACCACUUCACAACGAGAGAGGCCAUGCAGGAGCGAAUCGACAAAGGAGACUUCAUCGAAAACGCUGAGUUUUCUGGCAACAUGUAUGGAACGAGUAAAGCUGCCAUAGAAGACGUGCAGGCCAGGAACCUAAUCUGCAUCUUAGAUGUCGACAUCCAGGGAGUGAAGAGGAUUAAAGAGACUGACCUGAACCCCAUCUACAUCUCCAUCCAGCCUCCAUCCAUGGAGAUCCUGGAAAAGCGACUGAGGGACAGGCAGACAGAGACAGAGGAGAGCUUACAGAAACGCCUGGAGGCAGCACGCGUUGAUAUGGAGCUCAGUCAGGAGCCCGGAGUGUUUGAUGUUGUUAUCGUCAAUGACGACUUAGAGAGGGCCUACGAGGAGCUGAAAGAGAUCCUCAAUGAAGAAAUCAAAAAAGUUCAGGAGGCCAAAUCAUAAGAGGGGAAGAGUGAGACAGUCUUUCUGCUGCUGGACAGAACCAACACUUGUGACUCACACAAACACACAAAAGUUUGUUUUUCUUUUACCCUCAUGUUAUACGGUCAGAGGUUUCAUGCUCAAUGACGCUCAGACAGGAAAGAGGGACGCUGAAUUGAAAGAUUUUGUUCUCGACCGAGAGAACGUGGGCUUGUGUUAGAUUUAGUGAAGUCAGUGGUCGAUAUCUAGGUAUGAAAAUCCAAAUCCAUACAUUUCUGCCAGCUGGCUCAGCUGCCAGGUAAAAGAAAACGAUAGGUACAACUGCCAAACUAUGUGCUACAUUUGAUGUUUAUAGUUAAAGUAGUCUUAAAGUUUGGCACUGGCCUGCCCGCAAGUGUGGAGUACACAUCAGUACCACCAGGCAGUACCUGGUACACACACACACUGCAAGAAGCUUCAAAAAUAGUGACAUUUUAAUCUAUUUGUUUUGUUGAUUUCUAAUACCGUAGCAAUAAAUUCACUCAUAGUUAAAUGUAUUAUAGAAGAUGUUGCUGAUUUACUUUCAUGACUAAUAUUAUUAGUAUUUAAAUAUUAAUUCAAUAUUACUUGAAGUCGGUGCA